Ceratina calcarata is the source of this 3238-nucleotide messenger RNA. RefSeq names its product kinesin-like protein 68D (gene Klp68D). Bases 418 to 2580 code for a protein of 720 amino acids. Gene Ontology annotation, molecular function: microtubule binding; ATP binding; microtubule motor activity. Gene Ontology annotation, biological process: microtubule-based movement. Lineage: Eukaryota; Metazoa; Arthropoda; Insecta; Hymenoptera; Apidae. The record is from RefSeq and is a predicted model, not a curated record. The transcript is spliced from 2 exons.
GAGAGAUCGAUCCAGUCAGCCGUCAGCUCUCAGAAACUCCGAAACCAUCGAGGUAGCUACAUUCCAUUCCAUUCCAUCCGUGCGCACUGGCACGACGACGCUAGGCUUGGCUGCCACGGAAACCUUGUCUUCUCGCUGUCAAAACUAAACGAAAUGUAGUCGUAAUCAGUCGUGUACGUCCUCGUGGUUAUUGCGAAAGGAUUUAAGAACAGGCAACUUUAGGGAUUUAUAAGGAAAUUUAUAAGGAAUAAGUAAGAGAGAGCAAAAAAGAGUUGACAGUGAGAGAGAGAACCUGCGAUGGAUCAAUACUCCGUUGGGAAGGGUGACACCAAGAAAAAUCAUUAUUCCUUUUCGCUAACAAUUAUCUAGUGACACCAGCUACCCUCUAAUAGCUUCGAAUUGAGAGAAAAGCUCGAAAUGGAGAAUCAAGGAAAAACGUGGAAGAAGAGAUGCCCGAAGUCGAAUUCCGCGGACGUGGUUACGCAAUGUGUGCAAGUCGUGGUAAGAUGUCGACCAAUGGACGAAAAGGAGAAAUCAAAAAAUUACACCAGAGUGGUCGACGUGCACCCUACGCGAGGGGUGGUGGAGAUCCGCCACCCUCGCGACGACCCGUCCACUGAUAACGUAAAGGUAUUCACGUUCGAUGCUGUCUACGACUGGAAUUCGAGCCAGCAGGAGCUCUACGAGGAGACCGUUCGACCACUGGUGUCCUCCGUCCUCGACGGCUUCAACGGGACUAUCUUCGCGUACGGGCAAACAGGCACCGGAAAAACGUACACGAUGGAAGGGUUGAAAAACGACUUCGAGAAACGCGGCGUGAUCCCUAGAUCGUUCGAGCACAUAUUCAAUCACAUUGGUAGAUCCGAGAACAUGCAGUACCUGGUCAGAGCCAGUUAUUUAGAAAUCUAUCAAGAAGAGAUAAGAGAUCUGCUGCAGCCGGAUCAAUCCCUUCGAUUUGAAUUGAAAGAGAAACCGGACACCGGGGUCUUCGUUAAGGAUCUGUCGACUUCCGUGUGCAAAAGUGCGACGGAGAUCCAGCAGUUGAUGAACACCGGCAAUCAAAACAGAACUAUAGGAGCUACGAAUAUGAACGAGCACAGUUCCAGGUCGCAUGCGAUAUUUUUGAUAACGAUCGAAAUGGGUUCUAUAGGGGAUAACGGUGGGAUCAGAGUAGGUCGUUUGAAUCUUGUGGAUCUGGCUGGUAGCGAGAGGCAAAGCAAAACCGGUGCCUCAGGCGAGAGGCUGAAAGAAGCGAGUAAGAUUAAUUUAAGUCUCUCAGCUUUGGGUAACGUGAUCUCAGCCUUGGUAGAUGGAAAAACGACUCAUGUGCCGUACAGAGAUUCAAAAUUAACUAGACUGCUUCAGGAUUCGUUGGGUGGUAAUUCGAAGACGAUCAUGGUCGCGAACAUAGGCCCGGCGAGUUAUAAUUAUGAUGAAACUCUGACUACUUUGCGUUACGCGAAUAGAGCUAAGAAUAUUAAGAAUAAGCCUAGAAUUAACGAGGAUCCGAAGGACGCUCUAUUGAGACAGUAUCAGGAAGAGAUCGGCAGGUUAAAGGAGAAAUUGGCUCAGAAAGGAAUGGUAAAGAGUAGAAAGAAGAAGUCGAAACGAAAGAAAGAGGAUGAGACAGCGGAGUCCGAAUCCGAAGCCGAAGAUAGCAGAGAAGAUAACAAAGUGGAAACAGACAAACGGUUGAUAGCAGAACAGUUGAAAGCCGAGAAACAAGAGACAGAGAAUCUGAUAACGAGGAUUAAGGAUCUGGAGAGUAAGAUGCUGUGCGGUGGUAAGAAUAUAAUUGAUCAUACUAACGAACAGCAGCGAGCUUUAGAACAGAAAGCAGCCGAAAUUGCUGAGAGAAAGAAACGGGAGGUUGAAAUGCAACAGAAGCUUGAAGGCGAAGAGCUGACGAUGCUUGGCGUUAAAGAGACUUACACGAAUCUACAACAGGAGGUGGAUGUUAAAUCGAGAAAGCUUCGGAAGUGUUUCAACAAACUGCAAGUCUUGAAACAGGAAUUAGAAGAUGUUACUAAUGAUUUCAAUAGAGAUAGGAGGGAUUUGGAACAAACUCAGCACGAGCUAAUGAAAGAGUUAAAGUUAAAAUAUUUAAUAAUUGAGAAUUUCAUUCCUGAAGAAGAAAAGAACAAGAUCUUGUCCAGGAUUCAUCUUGACGAAGAGGAGGAUUGUUGGAUAGUGAAAGACCCGGAUCCUUCGAGUAUCGAUGUGAUCAAGAGGCCCACUUCGAUUCCUGGGGCUAGGAGACCGAUUUCGGAGUACGCUAGGAUAGCUCUGGCUAUGGGACGUGGUUCCCGUUAUGCCGGAGAUAAUAUUUUGAAUCUGGACCUAGAUAUGCCUGCCAGGACUACUCUGGAUUAUCAGGGACCCGCGAUUGCUCCUACCAUUCAAGCAGUUCUCGAGGAGGCUUUGAGGGACGAGGGUGAUAUCGAUGUGGACGCGUCCAAUGCGAAACUCAAGGCGAAACCUCGUCUGCAAUCGGCGAAAAUCAGGCCCAAGAGCGUGGGCAAGAUACAACAAAUACCGGCUCCGGUGUAUCCGAAAACCAGAGGUCUUGUUCCAAAGUAAAGUUAGGCUGUUUCGUUAGUUCUGUCAUUUAGUAAUCGUUAAAUCAAAAUGAUGAUCACGAGAUUUUAGAUUUACUUCUCUUAAUCUGUUAAUAAUAAUUGAGACCGCAAAUUAAUAGCUUUAUUAUAUAAUUUGAUUUCUUUAAUCGUGUUAUGAGAUUCAUAAUGAAUAUAAUUUCCAUACUUCUAUGUUCUUGAAAUUUAAUUCUGGUAAAUGUACCGGGGAACGAAGCGAGAGGACUUACGAAACAUGACCUAAUAUUAUAAUAAUAAGAAACGCAAUUCCUAAAAGUUUACUAAAAGUUUGUAAAGAGAUAUUGUAAAUAUUGUACGAGCUUCUUUUUGAUUAAUUUAUAUACUUGUAAUUAAAGUACGAUUGUUUGUGAUAAUACACGGUACUCUAUGUAUAUGUAUAUCGAGAUAAUAACUUAUUGAUUAUCUAGUCAACGUGCACCGUGAUUAAUUAAUUAUAACGCUAAUUAAUUGAUUAGUUAAAUAAAAUAAUAAAAUAAACUGUCCAAGUGAAAUUCCUAAUUACUCUAGGUCUGUGGUACAUACAUGUGCACACGUUUUUAUUCAGUUGUCUUUUUAAUGAUAUUUAUUAAAUAAAAUGUAAAGACAGUGUAAAUCAAAAGACAGAAUUAAAUAUUUUUUGUUUA